AUGGUUGGCAGUGCUCUCACCAAGUGCCACCAAUCGCCAGGGAGACCAGGUACUGGAAAGAGACAAUCUGACAUUUCUGACUCCGAGCCGACGGUUGGCAGCGCUCCCACCAAGCGCCGCCAAUCGCCAGGGAGGCCAGGUACUGGAAAGAGACAAUCGGCCGUUUCUGCCUCCGAGCCGACAGUCGGCAGCACUCCCACGAAGCGCCACCGAUCGCCAGGGAGGCCCGGUCCUGGAAAUAGACAAUCGGCUGUUUCUGCCACUGAGUUACGUUCGGCAGCACUUCCUCCAAGUGCCACCGAUCGCCAGGGAGGCCAGGUACUGGAAAGAGAAAAUCAGCCAUUUCUGCCUCAGAGCCGACGGUUGGCAGCGCCCCCACAAAGCCCCGCCAAUCGCCAGGGAGGCCAGGUUCUGGAAAGAGACAAUACGCCGUUUCUGCCUCCGAGCCAACAGUUGGCAGCGCCCCCACCAAGCCCCGCCAAUCGCCAGGGAGGCCAGGUUCUGGAAAGAGACAAUACGCCGUUUCUGCCUCCGAGCCAACAGUUCGCAGCGCUCCCACCAAGUGCUAGGGAGGUUAGCGAUCCCACCAAGCGCCACCAAUCGCCAGGGAGGCCAGGUACUGGAAAGAGACAAUCGGCUAUUUCUGCCUCCGAUCCAACAGUAGGCAGCGCUCCCACCAAGCGCCACCGAUCGCCAGGGAGGCCAGGUACUGGAAAGAGACAAUCGGCUAUUUCUACCUCCGAUCCAACAGUAGGCAGCGCUCCCACCAAGCGCCACCGAUCGCCAGGGAGGCCACGUCCUCGAAGGAAACAAUUGGCUGUUUCUGCCUCCGAACCUAAGACUGAUCGCCAAGGAGGCCAGGACCUGGAAGGAGACAAUCGGCCUUUUCUGCCUUUGAGCCGACAGUUGGCAGCGCUCCCACGAAGCGCCACCGAUUGCCAGGGAGGUCAGUACUGGAAAGAGACAAUCGGCCGUUUCUGCUUCCAAGCCAAUGGUCGGCAGCGCUCCUACCAAGCGCCACCGAUCGCCAGGGAGGCCAGGUACUGGAAAGAGACAAUCGGCUAUUUCUGCCUCCGAUCCAACAGUAGGCAGAACUCCCACCAAGCGCCACCGAUCGCCAGGGAGGUCAGUACUGGAAAGAGACAAUCGGCCGUUUCUGCUUCCGAGCCAAUGGUCGGCAGCGCUCCUACCAAGCGCCACCGAUCGCCAGGGAGGCCAGGUACUGGAAAGAGACAAUCGGCCGUGAAUGCCUCUCAACCAACGGUUGGCAGCGCUCCCACCAAGGGCCACUGA
Messenger RNA from Macrobrachium nipponense, 1293 nucleotides. Its product is annotated as serine/arginine repetitive matrix protein 1-like. The record is from RefSeq and is a predicted model, not a curated record. The transcript has 2 exons. Bases 1 to 1293 code for a protein of 430 amino acids. NCBI's taxonomy places the organism in Eukaryota, Metazoa, Arthropoda, Malacostraca, Decapoda, Palaemonidae.